AUGAACGAAUCCAUGCUAGCGUUUACUAGGGGACUCACAUAUCAUGCCUUGUGUCUGAACAUAAAUGAUUCAACUGGGAAUAAGACAAUAGGGAAGAAAAAAGGUCCUCCCCUUCUGUUCAGCCACAGGCGCAAGGAAGAAGACAACGGAGAGAAAGAGAAAGAGAGAGAGAGACCUUCAUCUUCUGAUUUGGGCGGUAGCGAUGGCGGAGGCAGACUUCUUUCGCAUAUGGACUUGAAACCUCAUGCAUCUGACGAUUUUUUGAUCUCUGUCGUUCAAGCUAACUCUUCCCUUGAAGAUCAAAGCAAAGUCUUCACAUCUCCUUCCGCCACUUACGUUGGCAUCUACGACAGACACGGUGGCUCUGAAGCUUCUCGAUUCAUCAAUAACCAUCUAUUCCCUUAUCUUCACAGGUUUGUGGCGGAACAAAGGGGAUUGUCAACGGAUGUCAUAAAGAAGGCUUUUGAUGCCACUGAGGAGGAGUUCUUGCAUUUGGUGAAGCGUUUGUGGCCGGCUUGGCCGCAGAUCGCUUAUGUGAGUUCCUUUUGUUUGGUUGGUGCCAUUUCCGGUGAUAUGUUGUAUCUAGCCAAUCUUGGGGACUCCAAGGCCGUUCUUGGCCAGAAGGCAUCCGUGGAUCGAAGGAUUCCGGUGUUGAUGGAACGCUUGUCCACCGAUCAAUAUUUUGCAGUGGAGGAAGUAAGGAAGGAGGUGGAGGCGCUUCAUCCAAAUGAUUCUCAUAUUCUCGUUUACAGUCGUGAAGUUCGGCAGGUUAAGGAUAUAGGAUGA
Messenger RNA from Macadamia integrifolia, 786 nucleotides. RefSeq names its product probable protein phosphatase 2C 63. Bases 1 to 786 code for a protein of 261 amino acids. Gene Ontology annotation, molecular function: protein serine/threonine phosphatase activity. Gene Ontology annotation, biological process: protein dephosphorylation. The transcript has 3 exons. NCBI's taxonomy places the organism in Eukaryota, Viridiplantae, Streptophyta, Magnoliopsida, Proteales, Proteaceae. The record is from RefSeq and is a predicted model, not a curated record.